Molecule: messenger RNA, 1875 nt
Organism: Pelobates cultripes (western spadefoot toad)
Lineage: Eukaryota; Metazoa; Chordata; Amphibia; Anura; Pelobatidae
Source: the annotation of a GenBank genome assembly
GUGCAGUUAAAGAACACUAUUUCAAGUCAAUAUGUGAUCCGAACUCAGCCUACGAAUAUGUGUCUUUCAACUUUGGAAUGUGCUGCAAUUGCACUUUCUGUUAUGGAAAAGAAUACUGAGAUUCAAGAGGUCGGUAUACAAGUCUAUUCCUGGUGUGAUUUUUGUGCAAGAGAUAAUUGAUAACAAGUUCGUUUUAGUAACGAGAGAAGUAAUAAUAAAUAACCCGAGGUAUAUACAAUUUGUGUUAUGAACUCACAUUUAUGUUAGCUCAAACGUCUUUUCAACCAGGAUUGGUUGCAACUAAUGUGGUAUUAGAAACCUAGUAUUUAGAAAUUAGUAUUUAAUACAAUUCUUAAAAAAAAAAAAAAAAAAUAAUCAAAUCCUACAUAUUUACAAAACACAUGCAAGAGAUGUUAGAUGCCUUUGAGUUAUUUCUGUUGAUUGAAAAGAAUUUGGUAAAAACUGAAAAUAAUUUUUCCAAGUUCCCUUAAACAUAUGCUGGAGAGAUUGUGAAGUAGCUCAUAUUUUGUCGCAUUGUAGCAAGUUCAUCCAUUUUGAAUGUACAUACAUUGAUUUUGAAAAAUAGCCCCGUCUAUUAAAAUAUCUCCUCAAAUGGAGUUGUUUGCACUUCUACUAUAGUUAAUAAGACAAAAAAAAAUCAUAUUUGCUAAUACCACAGUAUUGGAAAUCUGUUACUGUUCGACCGGUUGGGGAGGUUUUCUCUCUAGUAUCAAAAUAUAGGAGCUAAGAACUAGCUGUUAGACCAUUUAUUCUGCAGCUGGUAAGAUUGAAUGGGGGUUGGAAGGAAUGAGAGACAAGCAUAACAAGGUUACAUUGUGCCUAAAUGUGUUUCAUUAUAAGGUGUGUUAAUUGUAACUGUGUGUGUCCUGACAGUGUGCAUUGGAGGAGUGCCUGGCAGUGUGUAUCGGUGUGUGUAUCCCAAAAGUGUGACUGGAAUGUAUUUCAGCGUGAGUGUCUUUGAUUGUCUUUGUCUAAGAAAGUGUUUUGAGACACACACACACAGUUGCACAAAAAGUCUCCCAUAUACAAAAAUACUACAAACAGCUCAGACGCAAACACAACUUCACAAGCCUAUUGCCAGCACACAUACUCACAAGAAGCCACACAUACAUACACACACCACCACACACAAUCCCACAAGUAGGCCACCCUACUUACACAUCCCACAUUCACACACAUAAUAUGAUGCACAGUCCACUUAUGUAACACACAAUACCACAAACUACUCACAUUCACUAUAACAUAGCACAAAUACAGGCAAAUGAAAUCUUACAAAACAUCCAUACAUAACACAAGCAGAAUACAGCAAACUAUACACACAUUAAUAAAAAAUAUAUAUAUAUAUAUAACCUACACACCAAGGGACUUCAAAGUCUUGUUAUGACUCAGUGACACUAAAGUUUGCCUACCCCUGGUUUAGAUCAUACAUUUCUCUGACAAAAUAUUUAACCUUUGUUCGUUGGAGUGAGUGUGUACCUCCUAGCUAUCUAAGGAAUUAGAAUAGAUCUAAUGGAUUAGAUGCUAUUUAUUUAAUCAGUAAAAACCUCUGUACUAGAGAAGCACAACAUGUUAUAUAUGUAAGAUACAGGUGAAAAAAGAGCUAUAUAAUUCAAUACUGAUUUUUCAAGGCUCCUUGCUAAUUUACUUUUUAAACAUGUUGUUCUCUUACAUUGUAUUUAACAGACAAUCCUUCGCCCACUUCAAGCGCUGUGCACAUUUCAGCUCCAACAUGGGGCUCAGGUUCAUCACAGCAAGGAACAUCUCCUUAAAAAUGGUCUGUAUGACAAACCAUUGCCAAAGAAUAAACGCAAAUUGAAGAAAAUGCAGUUCCUGGUUAACAAUGUUAAAAUUUAG